GGGUGCCCAGAGAGUCACCCCCCCUCACCGGGGUUGCAUUUUAGGGAUGCCAGAGGCCAUGACGCCUCUGUCAGAGCUGACACCACCUCACCUGACCUCCCUCUGGAAGGGACAGACUGUCUCCUUUCAGACAAGCCAGUCUGGGCCCGAAAAACUCCGUGGGGGUGAGGAAUUUCCCUGUUCAGGGGGCUUCCCCAGGCCUGACUAACCAAAUCCUGACCCUGUGUGCCUGUGGGGGGCAGGGGUAGGAGGGACAGGGAGUUUGAACUCUGAACCCAAGACAGGCUAGGGCCUGGGUGCUGAGACCCUCCACUCAGCUUCUGGCCCCCUUCUGAGGGCUAAAGUUUUUCCCUGGCCCUGUGGGAGAUGGGCGGGGCCUCUCAAGCCAGGCUCCAGUUUCCGUGGAAACCCACAGGCUUCCCACCCACUGCUGCCUGGGCAGGCUCCCAGCUGGGGCCUCAUCCGCUGCCAGCCUCUCCCCAGUCCAGUCUGCUCCACCUCAGCCUCUCUUGUUCUCCUCUCUGAGUCCCCAUCCCCUAGCCCAGCCUCCAGCCUCUUCCACUGGCCUCUAAUGCCUUCUUAAGGAACCUGGGCCUCUCCUGCCCCAUCCCUAAACUUUAGCUUCCAGCAAACAGGCUUCCCAAGCUCCUGCCCCUCCCUUUCUAGUCUCCACACCAGCUGCCAGGCCUGGCCAGGCCUCCUGCUCCUUCCCACCUACCACCUCCCACAGACCGAGAGACAGCAGGCCUCCUAUUCUACCCGCUUACCCCCCUGCCCCCCACCCCCAUGGAGACCCCAGGACUGGUUGUGCACGGGGAGGCUGCGUCCUUCUCCACAGCACUCCGAAGCCUUCUCAACAAUCCCCAAUACAGUGAUGUAUGCUUUGUGGUCGGUCAAGAACGGCAGGAGGUGUUCGCCCACCGGUGCUUGCUGGCCUGUAGAUGCAACUUCUUCCAACGACUUCUGGGCCCAAAGCUGGGCCCUGGGAUGCCCAGCCCCGUGGUACUAAGCUCCGUGCCGGCAGAUGCCUUCCUGGCAGUGCUGGAGUUCCUGUAUGCCAACAGUGUCAGGCUGCACCGCCACUCUGUGCUGGAGGUGCUGACAGCAGCUGUGGAAUAUGGGCUGGAGGAACUACGAGAGCUGUGCCUGGAGUUUGUGGUGAAGGUGCUGGAUGUGGAGCUGGUUUGUGAGGCCUUGCAGGUUGCCGUAACCUUUGGCCUGGGACCGCUGCAGGAGCGCUGCAUAGCCUUCAUAGAGACCCACACCCAGGAGGCGCUCCGGACCCGCGGCUUCUUGGAGCUGUCGGCGCCCGCGUUGCUGCCCCUGCUGCGUAGCGACAAGCUCUGUGUAGACGAAGCUGAGCUCGUCCUGGCUGCCCGGAGCUGGGCGCGCGUGGGCGCGGCCGUGCUGGAGCGGCCUGUGGCCGAGGUGGCGGCCCCGGUGGUGCGGGAGCUGAGACUGGCCUUAUUAGCCCCGGCGGAGCUGAGCGCCCUGGAAGAGCAGAACCAGCGGGAGCCGCUCAUCCCGGUGGAGCAGAUCGUGGAGGCCUGGAAGUGCCACGCUCUGAGGAGAGGGGAUGCGGCCCGGGGCACCCCGUGCCGCCGCCGGAGGGGAACCCUGCCACGGGAGCAUCAUUGCUUUCUGGACCUGCCCUUUAAGUGACCAAGGCCGCGAUUUGCGAGGACUUCUGGGCCUGUCCCAAACUACAGCUCCCGAUAUGCCUGGCUCUCAGAAGGGGCUUCCGCCCCCAGCAUGCCCUGCGAACCGGAAGCUGGAGAAACCGCGAUCCAUCCCGCGCCGCGCCCUGUGGGUGGGAUUAAGGGGGAGGGAAAGGAGGGGAGGGAAAGGAGGGGAGGGGCGGGGCUGGGGCGUGGCGUGGCGUGGUCCCAAAGCGAUUUCCUUUGCGCUCUUACCCUGUCUCUUCAGCGCCUGUGGCCACGUGGGCCUGGCGCCUUUACUUUUAUAACCCCCACAUAUUUUCAGCUCAGCUCCCUCUUUAUUCCAGACCUAGCUCUUGGCGAUCUCUCCCCGAACGCCCGACAGACACUUCAGACUCAGUUUGAAACUGAGCCGCCUUCUCAUCUUUCCUAAGUUCUGCCCCCGUCGUGUUUCUCAUCUACGUCAGUGUCUAAACCAGAAACCUGCCUUCCCUUAUUCCUCCUCACAUCUGCCUCCCGUGGUUUCCAUCUUCUCAGAGACUGAAUGCUAGCAGAAUGUGCCAAUCCAAAAUAUGCCUCUUUGGUGUAAGGAUUAUUUUAAACUAUUUUGAGAAACAGCUGAAGCUCCGGAAACAGUACACAUUGCCCUUUUGUAAGAGAAAUUUAUAUUUAAAAAGGAAAUCUCCAUUUGUAAGGGUGUCUCAUUCUCUGUACCAGAAAAGGAAGGAUGGUGAACUCACAGGAAGACUUUGGUAGAUAAGGCACCUACUGGAAUCAGCUGAACAAACCUUAUUUUUUUUUUUUUUUAAGAUUUUAUUUAUUUGACGGAGAUCACAAGUAGGCAGAGAGGCAGGCAGAGA
Molecule: messenger RNA, 2518 nt
Organism: Neogale vison (American mink)
Lineage: Eukaryota; Metazoa; Chordata; Mammalia; Carnivora; Mustelidae
Gene: BTBD19
Product: BTB domain containing 19
Exons: 8
Coding region: 787-1662 (291 amino acids)
Molecular function (GO): protein binding
Source: RefSeq, a predicted model, not a curated record